Molecule: messenger RNA, 5253 nt
Organism: Hypoxylon trugodes
Lineage: Eukaryota; Fungi; Ascomycota; Sordariomycetes; Xylariales; Hypoxylaceae
Product: DNA-directed RNA polymerase II subunit RPB1
Exons: 4
Coding region: 1-5253 (1750 amino acids)
Biological process (GO): transcription by RNA polymerase II
Cellular component (GO): RNA polymerase II, core complex
Molecular function (GO): DNA binding
Source: RefSeq, a predicted model, not a curated record
AUGGCGAAUCUUCAGUUCGAGCACUCGGAUGCGCCGCUCAAGACGAUCCAAGAGGUUCGUUUUAGCAUCUUGAGCCCCGAGGAAAUCAAGGCCGCGAGUGUCGCGCAAAUUCAAUACCCAGAAACUAUGGAUGAGAACCGAACCAAGCCGCGCGAGGGAGGUCUUAACGACCCUCGUCUUGGCUCCCUCGACCGCCAAUUCAAGUGUGCUACUUGUUUGCAACCUAUGUCUACCUGCCCUGGCCAUUUCGGUCAUCACGAAUUGGCAGUGCCUGUUUUCCAUCCAGGCUUCAUCAAGAAAACGAAGAAGAUCCUGGAAUGCGUCUGUGAGAACUGCAGCAAGGUUAAGGAAGACAGAAGUAAUCCUGAGUUUGCUGCAGCAAUGAAUAUUCGAGAUCCGAAAAAGCGUUUCCAGGCGGUCUGGUCCAUUUGCCGAGACAAGAAAGUGUGCAGUAACGAGGUACCGAAAGACGAGGACAAGGAGUACGAGCCAGGUAGCAAACCGAAAGCCGUCGGCCAUGGUGGAUGUGGUAACAUUCAACCUAUCGUUCGCCAGACUGCCCUCCAACUUUGGGGCAAUUACAAGCAAGUCAACGAGGACGGUGUUAAAACCACUACUAAGAAGGAGCUUACUCCAGCUCACUGUCUUGAUAUCCUCAAGAAAAUCUCCGACGAGGAUUGUAUCGACUUGGGUCUAGAUCCUCGCUAUGCACGACCAGACCAUAUGAUUCUCACGAUUCUACCUAUCUCGCCACCUCCCGUUCGACCCAGUAUCUCGAUGGACGGCACCGGUCAAGGCCUGAGAAACGAGGAUGACUUGACAUACAAGUUGGGUGAUAUCAUCCGUGCGAACAGCAAUGUGAAAUCCGCCAUCGAGUCCAGCGCCCCGGCCCAUAUCCUUGAAGAAUUCCGGCAACUUCUACAAUAUCACGUCGCUACAAUGAUGGACAACGACAUUGCUGGCCAGCCUCAGGCACUUCAGAAGAGUGGUCGACCAGUCAAGUCCAUCCGUGCUCGUUUAAAGGGCAAAGAAGGCCGACUACGUGGUAACUUGAUGGGAAAGCGGGUUGACUUCUCAGCUCGUACCGUCAUCACUGGUGAUGCCAAUAUCUCGCUUGACGAAGUUGGUGUACCUCGAAGUAUCGCGCGUACUCUAACCUAUCCCGAAACGGUCACUCCUUACAACGUCGACCGCCUUCACAAGCUAGUCGAGAAUGGUCCCAACGAACACCCUGGCGCCAAGUAUGUGAUCAGGCACGAUGGAACUAGAAUCGAUCUGAAGCAUCACAAGCGCGCUGGUCAGAUUACCCUUGAGUAUGGAUGGAAGGUCGAGCGACACCUUCAAGAUGGUGAUUAUAUCAUAUUCAACCGUCAACCCUCUCUACACAAGGAAUCUAUGAUGGGACACCGAGUCAAGGUCAUGCCCUUUUCCACGUUUCGACUCAAUCUUUCGGUUACUUCUCCGUACAACGCCGAUUUCGAUGGUGACGAAAUGAACUUGCACGUACCCCAGACCGAGGAGACGCGAGCUGAAAUUCGUACACUCUGCUUGGUUCCCCUCAACAUUGUUUCUCCUCAACGAAACGGACCGUUGAUGGGUAUUGUCCAAGAUACUCUAGCCGGUGUGUACAAGAUGUGCCGACGCGACGUUUUCAUGACAAGAGAACAAGUCUAUAACAUCAUGCUCUGGGUUCCUGGCUGGGACGGUAUAAUUCCCCGGCCCGCUAUUCUCAAACCAAGACCUCGUUGGACUGGUAAACAGAUUGUGAGCAUGAUCAUUCCCAAGGAGAUCAGCCUUUACACCAAGCCUCCCGGGGGUACUUGGAACCCGCCCACGGAUGAAGGUGUGCUUGUCCAGUCUGGACAGCUACUGUUUGGUCUGCUUACAAAGAAGAAUGUUGGUGCGGCUAGUGGUGGUAUUGUCCACCUUUGUUACAAUGAACUUGGACCCGAGGGUGCUAUGGCCUUUUUGAAUGGAUGUCAACGAGUAGUUAAUUACUGGCUCUUCCACAAUGGUCAUAGUAUCGGAAUUGGUGAUACCAUCCCGGAUAAGGGAACCAUUGAGCGCGUCCAAGUCCACAUUGACGAGCAAAAAGCCGAGGUAGCAAGUCUGACAUUAGAUGCGACUACCAACAAGUUAGAGGCCCUUCCGGGUAUGAAUGUCCGAGAAACAUUCGAAAGCAAGGUUUCCAAGGCUCUCAACUCGGCUCGAGACAAGGCGGGUACCACCGCUGAAAACAAUCUCAAGGAUCUCAACAACGCUGUGGUUAUGGCUCGUUCUGGUUCGAAGGGUUCUUCUAUCAACAUUUCCCAGAUGAGUGCCCUUGUCGGUCAGCAAAUCGUGGAAGGAAAGCGUAUUCCUUUCGGCUUCAAAUACCGAACAUUACCUCAUUUCACCAAGGAUGAUUACUCGCCAGAGGCUCGUGGUUUCGUCGAGAACUCCUACCUUCGUGGUCUAACGCCUUCGGAAUUCUUCUUCCACGCUAUGGCUGGUCGUGAAGGUCUCAUUGAUACUGCCGUCAAGACAGCCGAGACUGGUUACAUUCAACGUCGUCUGGUCAAGGCUCUCGAAGAUGUUUGCGCUCGGUAUGAUGGAACUGUUCGUAACUCACUUGGUGAUAUCAUCCAGUUCAUCUACGGUGAAGAUGGUCUCGAUGCCAUGCACAUUGAGAAACAGCCAAUGGAUCACUGGGUUCUGCGGGAUGUGGAUUUCGAGAACCGUUACCGUCUCGAUGUAAUGGAGGGUAUCCGUCCGCCGGUGCUUGAAGCAUUGGAGUACGGUCAAGAUCUCGUGGGUGACGCGCACGUUCAGGAGCUCCUAGAUAUGGAGUGGGAGGCGAUUUGCAAAGACCGUGAUUUCCUCCGGAAUUUGAAGAUCAAGGCCGAAAAGCUAGAGGAUGCCUUCCAACUUCCUCUUAACAUUGGUCGGCUUAUUGAGUCAUCGAAGAAACUUCUCAAGGUUGAUGAUGCCAAGCGCAGUAAUCUUUCUCCGCAGGAUGUCAUUCCCGUGGUGAAGGAUCUGUUGGACCGCAUGAUCAUGGUUCGCGGUACCGAUGAUGUUUCCAAAGAAGCUGAUCAUAAUUCAACGCUUCUUUUCAAGGCUCUACUACGUUCUCGACUAGCGUACAAACGUCUGGCUGUCUUCCAUCGGCUUAACAAGCUAGCCUUCCGACACGUUAUGGGUGAGCUAGAAACCCGUUGGUCUAAGUCGAUGGUGAACCCUGGCGAGAUGGUUGGUGUAUUGGCCGCACAGUCCAUUGGUGAACCUGCCACACAGAUGACGCUCAACACGUUCCAUUUCACCGGUAUUUCGUCUAAGAAUAUCACACUCGGUGUACCCAGAUUAAAGGAAAUUUUGAACGUCGCGAGCAACAUCAAAACCCCGUCUAUGAUGGUUUACUUGGAUGGUGACACAUCGCAAGAACACGCCAAGACGCUUCGAAGCGUAGUUGAGCAUACUAAUCUCCGCUCUGUCACGGCAAUGACUGAGAUUUACUAUGAUCCCGAUAUCGAGUCUACCAACAUCGAGGCUGAUGAAGAUUUCGUUACAUCAUACUUCCUACUGCCCGACGACAGUCAGCCAGCGAUUGAUAGACAGUCAAGAUGGCUUCUCCGUUUCGUUCUGGAUCGACAAAAGAUGCUUGAUAAGGGACUUACCGUUGAGGAUGUGGCUAUUCGUCUUAGAGAGGAAUAUCCUAACGAUCUUGCUGUCAUUUGCAGCGACAACAACGCGGACAACCAGGUCAUCCGAAUUCGUCCUAUGACAGAAGAUAAGGACGAUGGCGAUAAGGCGAUCGAGGAUGACGUGAUGCUUAAGCGUUUGGGUGAACAUCUGCUUGAGAACUUGACCUUACGAGGAAUUCGCGGCAUCGAGCGAGCUUUCUUAAACAAGGGAGUCAAGAUAGCCGUAGACAAGAGCGGCGCCCUAAUCCAAGCGAAAGAGAACCCUCUAUGUGAGGAAUGGUAUCUCGACACUCAAGGUACAUCUCUACGACAAGUCCUUGCAGUUCCUGGGGUUGAUUGCGGACGCACAAUUACAAACGAUCUAUGGCAAACUUUGGAUGUCUUUGGUAUCGAAGCUGCACGACUUGCCCUAUUGAAUGAGUUGCGAAGAGUGUUGGCUUUUGAUGGUUCCUACGUCAACGAGCGUCAUCUUGCUCUCCUAGUUGAUGUCAUGACAUAUCGCGGUGCUAUUUCCGCCGUCACUCGUCAUGGUAUCAACCGAGCUGAUACUGGUGCGCUGAUGAGAUGUUCCUUCGAAGAGACGGUCGAGAUUCUUCUAGAGGCUGCUGCCCACGGUGAAGUUGAUGACUGCAGGGGUAUAUCCGAGAACGUUAUGCUUGGUCAACUCGCACCAAUGGGAACUGGUCAUCUCGAUGUAUUCCUAGACCAGAAGAUGCUGGACACUGUCAUCUCUGACAACUCCAGGUUGGCUCUGAUGCCCGGCAUGAACAUGAAGGAUGGCCCAGUGGAAGGCGCUGCGACUCCCUACGAUACCGGAUCUCCGAUGGCCGAUUCCGGUUACGGUAUCUCUCUUGCGUCACCUUCAAUGGGUAUGGGUAACUUCUCGCCAAUCGUUGGGGCCGGCUCCGACUCGCCUUCAGGAUUCGGAACAGAGUAUGGUGGAUUUGGUAGUGCCAGUCCCUACGGAGGACGAAGCCCAGGGGCAACUAGUCCUUUCUCUGGUGGUGCAACACCUACGUCUCCAUUCAGUAGCUAUGGUGGAGGCUAUUCACCAACUUCUCCCGGUGGCAGCUAUUCGCCUACAUCUCCGAUAAUGGGAGGAGGUCAAUACAAUGCUUCUCCGCAAUUCAGUCCAGCUUCACCAUCGUUCUCUCCCAGCUCGCCUGGAUUUAGAGCCCCGAGCCCUAGCAGCCCGACUUACAGUCCUACAUCACCGAACUACUCGCCGACGUCACCGACCUCCCCGAGGCAUUAUUCUCCGACCUCGCCCAAUAUCAAUUCUCCUGCGUCACCGAAUUAUUCUCCCACGAGUCCGACAUACAGUCCGACGUCCCCUCGUCACCAUGCGGCUUCUGCGUCGCCAGCUUAUUCGCCUGUAUCGCCCAGUUACUCACCAACUUCGCCGAUACACUACUCGCCGACGAGCCCAUCCUACCGGGGUGCUGGAGCACAGCAGUCCCCAGCGAGUCCCAAGUACUCGCCUACGUCUCCUGGAUACUCUCCUAAGACACCUGGCCCUGGUGGUAGUGCUAGCCCGAAGUUCUCUCCUACUUCCCCUAAGAACGAUUAG